AUGUCCGCCGCUUGCAUUGCUCAAGCGUGGACUCCCCCUAUCAACAUCAUGGUGAACGGGCCAUUUGAUGCUCAGCUGCAUACUUACUGUGUCCUUUCUAUCUCUCCCCACCGUUCCACCACCCAUUUCCUAUCUACAGAACGAUUGCUUUCCCGCUAUGCCAUUGCCUUUAUUUCAUCCUUCUGCCAGUGUUCACCAUCAUCUUCGUCAUCACCUCUCUCUUCUAGGCCCUUUGUCGAGAUCUUGGAUGACUUGGACUCGGACUUGGACGUUCCUUUGGGGAGGGGAGGGACAUUGCUUAACACCCAAUUCGCAUCAGCUCAGCAUGGAAUUCUCGUUGGGUCUAAGACUCCCCCGGAUUCUCACGUGGAUCGUAGUGCUCAGUCUCUAAGGGAACCCUGGGAUCCUGGAUUUCAACGAGUGACUGCACAUUCGGUUCCCGGUCUUCGAUCUUGCAUGGAAAUGGGUUGUAGUUUCCAACCUUUGAUGAAUCCUCGGGAAGGCAUUUAUCGCCUUCGCCUAUUUGGGAAUUGGACUACGAGCUCUGAAGGCGACGAUGACGACGGUUAUGAUGACCACCACGACUAUGUCGACGACGUCAAGGUCCGAUAUAUCGCUUCCUCCAACGGCGCCCCUCACGACCUUCGAAAACCCCGUGUUGGACCUUUGAGCCUGAGGAUUUGUAUCUCCAUUGGCAAGGACCAUCUGACGUCAAAUCGAGACUCGAGCCCUGGGGCUGGCAGCAUCCAUUCCCUCUUCUCCUCUUCACCGUACCACGAAGUCCUACCACACUCACACAGUGCCACUAUGCCCGUCUACGCCAUCUUCAAGUGGUCAGGUGUCCCCGACGAAGUUCAAGCUUCCUAG
Messenger RNA from Laccaria bicolor S238N-H82, 867 nucleotides. RefSeq lists its product as uncharacterized. NCBI's taxonomy places the organism in Eukaryota, Fungi, Basidiomycota, Agaricomycetes, Agaricales, Hydnangiaceae. Bases 1 to 867 code for a protein of 288 amino acids. The record is from RefSeq and is a predicted model, not a curated record. The transcript is spliced from 9 exons.